This is a messenger RNA of Schistosoma turkestanicum, 2464 nucleotides long. Lineage: Eukaryota; Metazoa; Platyhelminthes; Trematoda; Strigeidida; Schistosomatidae. The record is from the annotation of a GenBank genome assembly.
UUUUACGGUAAUGGCUUCGGUUUCAUCUUCGUUUUCCUUUUCACUUUCUGUUUCCGAUUCUGUGAACUUAGUCACGGAUUAUCUGAACAGUUCAUCUCCGACAAAAUAAUAGAUAUGGUAUUUACAUAGUCUCACUCUUUUUAAUAUUUUUCACCUCGUUAAUACAACCUUUCUCCAUAUUUCAGAUUUUUACGGUGUAUGGACAUUCGUGUGCGGCUUCGGCCUUGGUUAGAAAGUCGACUAAACGACGGAUGGAUCGAAGGACUAAAAUGGGUCGAUAGGGAGAAGGGGAUAUUUAGAAUCCCAUGGAAGCAUCAUAGUAAGCACACAUGGACGGAAGAUGAUGCUGCCAUAUUUAAGGACUGGGCUGUUGUUACCGGGCGUUAUCGGGAAGGGAUUGACACACCUGACUGGCCCAUGUGGAAAACUCGGCUACGUUGUGCACUAAACAAAGCACCUGAUAUCCAAGAGGUUAAACAGCGUCACAACUUACACUGUGAAGAACCUUUUAAAGUAUAUCGCUUUGUGAGCAAAACGGAGUCACUAUGGCGAGCAAAUGCAAUUAGGAAUGCCAGCAUGAUCUUUGAUGGUAUACAGGCAGAAUGCAGAUAUGGUUCAUGGAGUGGACCGAACGCUAACAGCUCCCCAAUGCAUUCUCCGAUCCCACUCCCAAGACGACCUACACUGAUUGUCCAGAAGUUGUCGGGACUCAAAUCUAAUUCCCGUCGGUUUGCUUUGAUCCGAAGGGGUGAUGUUCAGCAUGUGCAGUCCACUUAUCGCCAUGCUUACAUACUACAAGGUUAUCAGCCUAAUCCACACAGAAUUCAUCACAAUUCUACUAGCGUGAAUGCUAGUCAGAGACUGGAGUCCGAUAAUGAAAGCAUGAACCUAAACAGUUGCGUCAACUUGUCGCCAAAUUAUGCCGAAUGUCAAGCUCCAAACAAUGCCAUUAUAAGUGGCGGCAUAUCUCUUCCUAAUCGUUUUAUCCCGGGGAUUGGUUCAGUAGAUCAACCUGCUCAGUUGUUGCCUGAUAUUAUGGAACCGGAAUACCACCAGUUGGGUGUACGUAUCCAGCAUCUAAGUGUCCGUGUUAGGGACACAAUAGUUACCAAUCCAAAUGGCUGUUGUAUUUACUACGGAAGAUUUGAUGAGAUCAGCUCACCUGCUGCUCCUGAUCCUAUUGAAGCACAGAUCCCACAUCAAAUUUCUGUAGCCAACAAGGCCUAUGUCGAUCUCUUGUUAGAUAAUAUGGUCAGGGGAAUCAUACUAACAGUUAUCCGUGGUAGUAUUUACGCUGAAAGGAUAUGCAAAUGUGCUGUUUUUGUGUAUAUUCCAACUGUAGAUGGAGAAUACAUCUUGGCGAGGAAGCUUGGACGUCGGUUACAGGAAAAAAUAUUCGACUAUGAUCAGUUUUUGUUUCAUCUGGAUUCAUAUCGUCAAAAUCAACAGUCGCGUCCUCAUUUCGAAGUUGUACUGGCAUUUGGUCAGCAACUGAAACCUGGAAUAUCUACUGAUAGCCUGCUGGUAUGGGCUCGUAUCGCUAGCUGUCGUGCUUGGUUCCAGUUACACAAAGCUCAUACACUCACACCAAGUUAUGGUGAAUGUAACAGUGUUCAUUUAAGUAAUCCACUAUGUCCUGUAUACCACCAUCAUAAUGAAAACUCAGAACAGUCAGAGUGUGUUCUUAACCGAUUUUCCGUUAGUCAGAAUAUGAAUGGAUGCAGUAAUUACAAUGGAAAUCAAACUAUUUUAAAAUCUGAAGAUGAUUCUGUCAGUGAACAUAUUAUCCCUACGAUUAAUUUUACAGACUCUCUAGAUCCUGAUAGUAUUGUCACUGAACAGAUAAUUGAAGAAGGAGUUGAAGUCCCUUUGGAUGAUACUGAUGAUUUAGCUUAUAGUGCUUCCGGUUCAGUAUUACAAGAAAAUCUCAUAGUUUGUGUUGCAUCUCAAGAUGUUGGUUCAGUCCCUAUGUGUACUUCGAGUUCUUCAGCUGCUCAAGAUGUGUUCCUAGGUAAUAUUAAUCCAAUCGAUAUCAAAUCCCACCCACUACUGAAUGUCCAUGAAGAGAUUACAGAGAAAUACAAUUUACAGUCCAAACAAUGAUGAAGUUACCUACAAAGCUGUAUAGAUUUGGUAGUUUCUUGACUUUAUUUUAUUAUUAGAACCUGUUGACAGACAGGUAAAUGUGAUAGGCCCGCUAAUAUUUGUUUUUACAUAUAUGUUUACAUCAAUCAUUUUUUUCUAUUUUAUGUUACUGUAAAAUAUAAUUUUCAAUCUUUUCCUUGUUUUGUUCACUGAUAUUAACACAAUUUUAUAAAAAAAAGUAGUAUACACUGAUCAACUUGGAAAUUGUAUGAAAUCAUGAACCUGUUUGGUAGUUGAUGUCCCAGUAUUUGUAUCAAUAAAGUAGUCUGAACUUUUUUAAUUAUUAGUUGAUUUUCAAUCACGUUCAUCAAAUCGUCGA